AUGGCUGAAGCAAUUGUAUUCGCACUCUCUUCUCAAGCGACUGACCCUCGCGACAGGGUCUACGGAGUGUUGGGCUUGGUUGAAUUACCCACAUGGGGUGAGGCUCUGAGACUUGACUAUGACUUGUCUGCUUGCCCAGUUUAUCAACAAGCUACUAGUUGUAUCUCGCUACAAUAUGCCCUGCCUUCGCCUUCCAGGCCAAAGACUGGUACUCCGCCGAAGAAAAGUCCAAGGGACUACCAUGUUCCCAAGCGUUGUGACAGGAAGAAGUGUGGGUCGCUCCGCGAAAUGAACUUCGCUGCUGGCAUGGCGACGCGAUGA
Parastagonospora nodorum SN15 is the source of this 321-nucleotide messenger RNA. RefSeq lists its product as hypothetical. The coding region runs from base 1 to 321 and encodes 106 amino acids. The record is from RefSeq and is a predicted model, not a curated record. NCBI's taxonomy places the organism in Eukaryota, Fungi, Ascomycota, Dothideomycetes, Pleosporales, Phaeosphaeriaceae. The transcript has a single exon.